AUAUCAAAAUAAACUGGGCCACAAUAAUUUGAUGGUAAGUGUCACUGAAUAUUAAAACAACUUUAUUUGGUGUACACACUUGGCACUCUUUCUUGUGCACGCAAACAAUUGUUAUCUUUUUUAACCAAGUUAUCUUUGUAUGUUUUACAUACACAAUAGAGUAUAUCAAAGGUGUUCACGUUUGAUAGCUAAGAGAUGUACACAUUUUGUGCAUAUUUUACAUACACAGUAGAGUAUAUCAAAGGUGUUCACGUUUUGUGUACACUAAAUUUUUUCUAUUAAAAAUCCAACUAUGAAGGUGGAUUGCUCUAGUUCCUGAAAGAGAUUGAGUAUGCCAAUAGAUCAUUGGAAGUCCAUACGUGGGACCACAUUAAACACAUGAGCCAGAUACAUUGCAUAUAUAUCUUCAUCAGAAAAUGGAACUGUCGGUCGCAAUCAGAUCAGUAGAUCACCAGCUGGUCUGAUUAUGCUGCAACGUCGCCGGCCGUCACAAAUAUCGCCUCGACUUCCCGACGCGGUUGAGCUUGGACCAUCUCAGCCUCACCAGCCGGUUUCGCCGUCGCCCAGUCGGAAGGAGGAGGGCAGGCAAGAAACGCAAAUUGCAGAGGAGGAUUUGAAUCGGGCUAAAUAGAGUGGGCUGGAUUCAUUUUGGGCUGGAUGUGCGUCAUUACUCGACCACUUUGACACUAAAAUUAAACAUUCGACUUUCUCUCCGUCCAAAGACAUCUGCACAUGGUAUAAGAGAGAAAAGAUACUGCAAAUAUUUAUUAUGAAUUCCAUUCCUACCAAUAAUUCAUCAAUGGAUGGGGAGGAAGAGGAUUCAAGCUCAUUAACGUUAUCAGAAAAAUUAUGCAUUUCAUUUCUCCCAAUCAUUGCCGCAGGAUUCGAGGCAUUGAUGUUCGUAGUCUCGGGUUGUUUCCAACCCAGAUGCGAGAAUACUCCUCCCCACAAUCAGCAGCAGCAGAAGAUGCAUCCUUUCGGACAAGAUAUUUCUCGACUAGCCAAUCUAUCUCGAUUUACGUUGAAUGAAGUGGAAACGUUAUACGAGCUGUAUAAGAAGCUGAGUUGCUCUCUAAUCAAGGAUGGUUUGAUUCAUAAGUCGUGAUGGUUUGAUAGGAAGAGUUUCAGCUAGCACUUUUCCAUACACCAUUUGGGAACAACCUCUUUCUGGAUCGGGUAUUUGAUGUGUUUGACGAGAAGAGGAAUGGAAUUGUUGAUUUUGAGGAAUUCAUCCAUGCUUUAAACGUGUUUCAUCCCAAUGCACCAAUUGAAGAGAAAAUCGAGUUUGCAUUUAGGAUUUACGACCUCAGGCAAACCGGCUUCAUUGAACGUGAAGAAGUUAAGGAGAUGGUGAUUGCAAUUCUCCUGGAAUCUGGGACAAAACUAUCGGAUGAUCUUGUGGAGGAAAUUGUUGACAAGACAUUUGUAGAUAUGGAUGUUGACAUGGAUGGUAGAAUUGAUAAGGAGGAAUGGAAGAGCUUUGUAAUUCGUCACCCUUCUCUAUUGAAGAACAUGACUCUUCCUUAUCUCAAGGAUGUUACAAGUGCAUUCACAAGUUAUGUUUUCAACACCAAGACAUGAUAAAAUUUCAUUAUUUAUGUACAUGUUUAUGUAGCCAUGAGUUUUUCUUGCGAGUUCUUCUUAUUGCUUUUAAACUUUACUUACUAAGUAGUUAUGCAUAGUUUAUUGUUUGUCUUUUGUGGGGAAGAGCGGGCAUUCAUGAGGUACAGUGAAAACAAAAUUUAUUACCGGGAGGGGAGUGGUGGUUGAUACCAUAGCUAGCAGGUGGAGUAUUUAAUUCAUUGAGGAUUUCCGUGUAUAAUACUCUGUUUAAUAUGUAAGAAAUUCAAAUUAGAUUUACUAUGAG
Molecule: messenger RNA, 1867 nt
Organism: Cuscuta europaea
Lineage: Eukaryota; Viridiplantae; Streptophyta; Magnoliopsida; Solanales; Convolvulaceae
Source: the annotation of a GenBank genome assembly